Molecule: messenger RNA, 2101 nt
Organism: Pristis pectinata (smalltooth sawfish)
Lineage: Eukaryota; Metazoa; Chordata; Chondrichthyes; Rhinopristiformes; Pristidae
Gene: rspo2
Product: R-spondin 2
Exons: 5
Coding region: 637-1365 (242 amino acids)
Source: RefSeq, a predicted model, not a curated record
AGGCGGUCGGAGUAAGACUGUGUGGUGCGAGAUGAUGUGAGACGGGAGCACAGCACCCCCUGUUAGUCCUCAAACCUUUUUGCACCUUGCACUGAAAAGCCGUGGCUGCCUCUCUCUCCCCCCUCCCUAAGCAGCAAGUACCACAGCUCCCAGCGUCAUCCGAGGAGCCGCUACAAGAGGCAGGGCCGGGACAGCCGCUGUCCAGAGGUACCAAGCACAUCUCCGUGCGCCGAUGUUGCACUGAUCCUCGCCGCUCCGGUCCGGAGCCCGGGCUAACUGUUCCAACUCCUCCCGGGCUCGCCCGGAGCCUCGGUGCCCCUGACCCAGCGGAGACGGGGCAGGAUUUAAGGCGAAGGGGGCGGUGAGUGCUCUGGGAGCGGCUCUGUGUGGUCGGUUGUCUGGGCGCCGGCUCGCCCCAUCCAGGAUGUCGCGGCUGGAAGGUGCCUGAGACCGGAGUCACUCGGUCCGUGUACACAGGGGGGGUUGGGGGGUGCAGGCAGAGCGGCCGGAGCCCGGGACACCCCCCGACCGUUGUCAGAGGAAGCAGGACACCGCUGGGUGCAGGGGAGCGGAGCGCAGAGUGAGCGAGAGGUCCGGCGGCACGGUCCGAUCCCACCGCACGGCCCCGGAGCACAGAUGCAUUUUCGACUCCUUUCUCUGGCGCUGCUUCUUCUGAACUGCAUGGAUUAUGGACACGGCCUGAAGCAGCGAGGCAAGCGGAGUAGGAGAGCGAACACUGGACUGUACCCAAUCUGUAAGGGCUGUCUCCUUUGUUCGAAGGAUAAUGGAUGCCUUAGCUGCCAACAAAAGCUGUUCUUUUACCUCCGACGACAGGGGAUGCGUCAGUUUGGUGAAUGCCUCCACUCCUGCCCCUCGGGGUACUAUGGUCUGCGGGCACCGGAGAUGAACAGAUGUGCAAGAUGUAAAAUAGAUAAUUGUGACACAUGUUUCAGCAAAGAUUUUUGUACAAAGUGCAAAGCUGGUUCUUACUUGCACAAGGGGCGUUGCUUUGAAGAAUGCCCUGAAGCAUUUGUACCAUUGCAAGAGCACAUGGAAUGUGUGGAGGGUUGUGAGGUUGGACCAUGGAGCAGCUGGGGAACCUGUAUAAAGAACGACAAAACAUGCGGCUACAAGUGGGGGCUGGAAACCAGGAGACGGCAGAUUGUGAAGAAGCCAGUGAGGGACACGAUUCCCUGUCCGACCAUCGCAGAAUCCAGGAGAUGUAAAAUGGACAAGCGGCACUGUCCAGGAGAGAAAAAGCAGAGAGCAAAAGUGAAGGGAGCGGGCAGGAAGAAGAAGAGAGCUCGUGCCAAGGAACUCAAGCAGUUUGUGGCACUGCAAACCACAGAGAGUACUGACCUGUAAAAAGGAUGAACCAUUUAAUCCACAAAAUGCAUCGAGCUGCUCAUCCUUCCUGCACUCCUGGCAGUUGUGCUGCUUUUGACAAUAUUAGUGGCAGGUAAUGAGAGAGGGAGAGGGAAAGUCCGUCAGCUUUUUUUAUUUAUACAUCAGUCGUUUGCUGUUCCCUGUUUGACCUGUACAGAACAGCUUGGUGUGGCAAAGACUCUUACAAACAUCACUGAAGGCUGGUUGGUCCAACAAGUUGGCAUUAACAUAAUUUCAAACAUGCAAGGUUAGCCCCUGCUUGUAGAGCUGCCCAGAGGUGGAGAACAGGAUGUGUUUAUUUAUAUGCAGGAAGACUUUUGAACGCAGGACCGGGACUGUUCAUUACAUGGAGUCUGCCUUUUCAUUUGUCCUACAUUCCAGGAAGACCCCCCAUGUGUACAAGCACUGCCGAGCUGCAUUGUUACGCAGGGUAUGGCACAGGUCCUAGAGACAUCAACAAUAUAAAAUGCUUUAAAGGCUGUAAUUGUAUAAUCCAAGCAAUGACUGUCCCCUCGUUGCUUGACUGGUGUGUACACAGUGCUGACUCUAUCCAUAAUAAACUUAUUCACUGUAUAUAUAUGCACUUUAAUUGUUGACAGUCUGCUUCAUGGUAGCUGGUACUGCUUCCUCUUCUCUCUGAUAUCUGUAUUUUGGGAUGUCCAGCAGUGUGUGUCGAAGGAUGUGUCUGUGACUGCUUCUGAUUCCUGCUCUAAUG